Messenger RNA from Zasmidium cellare ATCC 36951, 2406 nucleotides. RefSeq lists its product as uncharacterized. Gene Ontology annotation, molecular function: DNA replication origin binding. The transcript is spliced from 2 exons. Gene Ontology annotation, cellular component: nuclear origin of replication recognition complex; nucleus. Bases 1 to 2406 code for a protein of 801 amino acids. NCBI's taxonomy places the organism in Eukaryota, Fungi, Ascomycota, Dothideomycetes, Mycosphaerellales, Mycosphaerellaceae. The record is from RefSeq and is a predicted model, not a curated record. Gene Ontology annotation, biological process: DNA replication initiation; DNA replication.
AUGUCGGCCAUGAGGGCGCUCAAGCGUCGACGCCUUGACGACCAGGAGGAUUUGAAUAAGAGCUCGCCCGGCAAUUCGACAACGAGAGCACCAUCGACGCCGGCGACGGAAAAGCGGAAUGGCAGAUUGACGCAAUCGUCGCCUGCCGGCAACGGGAAUAGAAUUGCGAAAUCGAGCACUUCUUCGAGCCGCAACUUGUGGGAGGAAGCCAAAGCCAAGGCGCUCGCGGACAAGCAACAAUCUAGAAGAUCUGUUUCGCGAAGAGACGUUGAUGUUUAUGAUGAUAUUGAGGGCGCAAACGCCGGAUCGCAACAGGCUCGCCCGUCCAAACAUGGCCCUGGGCUACCGAAGGCCACAAAGGAGGAGGAAAAUGCUAGUCCCAAGAAGACCCUGGAUCCCCUCAGGAAUCAAAAGGCGCAGCAAAGUGCGGCUGCAAGUCCCAAAAAGUCUGGCACGAGUCUGGGAUUCUUCAAACAGUUUCACGGACCAAAGGCGGAGACUACCACCGCCAACACAGGAGCGAAGGGCAAUGCAGGGCCUGUAUCUGAUAACAAAAAUAAGGGCGAGGCAAUGCCGGAAGGGACAGCUAAGAAUUGGUUCUACGGGAAGCCGAAGAAGACCUUCGAGGACGAGAUUCGCGAGCUUGAAGAGAGUGCUCGGAAAAACGCCGCGGACGACGAAAGCGAAGAUGAGCUGGCCACAGCGGAUGUAUCAAGACGGUCGUCGGCAAGACAGCCAUCGCAGAGGAGCUCAGUGGAACAGACAAAACAAAUUCGAGAGCCAGCGCCAAGUCCAUCAACAAGGACAUCAAAGCCGCCAGACCGGAAGAAAGUGCAGCAAGCCAAGCCGCUCGUUCUAGAGGAUAUCUUGGAUGGCGGAUCCGAUUCUGAAAUGUCCGGAAUGGAGGUACCUGAAUCAGAAGAAGAAAAGCCUGCGAAGGCUUUGGAAAGACCGGCUUCUGUUCGCAGUAGUCGACAACCUGCAUCGAAGAAAGUGACCCCUCGAGUGUCGAAGGUCGCAGGAUCCAAAGCUUUGAAGACUUUCGAAGAAGAGCAUUUGAAAUGUGUCCAGCGCAUUGUGCUUGAAAAACUUUUACGGAAACGGGCGAUACCAUUGACGAAUUUAGAUGCUGAACAUGCAAAAGUAAACACCGUGAUACAUCAGACCAUCACAGCGGGCGAGAGCAACAGCAUGCUCUUGAUAGGUGCUCGUGGAAGUGGCAAGACUACCCUCAUCGACCAAAUCCUGCGGGAGGAGAGCUCAAAACACCCAGACGACUUUCACGCAGUACGACUUAACGGCUUUAUACACACGGACGACAAGAUUGCUCUUCGCGAGAUCUGGCGUCAACUCGGAAAAGAGAUGGACCUCGAGGAAGAAGAGAGCACGUCCAAGAAUUACGCCGACACCAUGUCAAAACUCCUCGCUUUACUCUCACAUCCAGCCGAACAGGAGACAGAAGAGCCAGGACAGAUCACCAAGAGUGUCAUCUUCAUUCUGGAUGAGUUUGAGCUCUUUGCAAGCCAUCCACGCCAGACUUUGCUCUACAAUUUGUUCGACAUCGCGCAGAGUAGAAAGGCGCCGAUCGCCGUUCUGGGGCUGACGACUAGGAUUGAUGUCGCAGAGAGUCUAGAGAAGCGAGUCAAGAGUCGUUUCAGUCACCGCUACGUGCAUCUUGGCUGGCCCAAGAGCUUCCAAGCUUUCGAGCAGAUAUGCACUGCCGCUCUUUCGAUCACUAGCAAGGAGCUUAGCCUGGACGAGAAGACCUCGCUAUCGAAGUCGACGACAAGUCAAGAAUCGAUGUCUGGCGAACCGAUGGUUCUGCUUCUGUGGAACACGCUGGCCGACGACAUCUUGAAGUCGAAGCCUUGCAAUGACUUUCUACGGCGGCUCUACUUCACCACAAAAUCAGUGCCUGACUUCCUCGCAUCCUUGACGAUUGCUGUCGCCAACAUGCCCAUCGACUCGACAACGACAAUACCCAUCCUUCUCGAUCACUUCUCGUCAGCUUUGUCGCACCCUCCGUUACAACCACCGGAUUCGAAACUCAGCCUGCUUCAUUCCUUCAGCACUAUACAACUAGCACUCCUAAUCUGCGCGGCUCGCCUCACGAACAUCUACGGUACCGAAGUCAUCACCUUCGCACUGGCUUACGAGGAGUACAGAAACCUUGCUGCAAAAGCGAAGCUGCAAGCCUCUGCAGCUGGUGCAAUUGCGCAGGGUGCGGGGAACCGUGUAUGGGGCAAGGCGGUGGCGAGAGGUGCAUGGGAAGAGCUUGUUGAGUGUGGAAUGGUCUUGGAGGAUGGCAGAGCUGGUGGUACUGCUCGUGUUGAUGUGGGAUUGGAAGAGAUUGGCAUGAGUGGUGUUGAACUUGGACAGUGGGGAAGGUGGUGUAAAGAGAUAUAG